Molecule: messenger RNA, 3779 nt
Organism: Ixodes scapularis (black-legged tick)
Lineage: Eukaryota; Metazoa; Arthropoda; Arachnida; Ixodida; Ixodidae
Gene: Ada3
Product: transcriptional adapter 3-A
Exons: 4
Coding region: 304-1545 (413 amino acids)
Biological process (GO): regulation of transcription by RNA polymerase II
Cellular component (GO): SAGA complex
Molecular function (GO): transcription coactivator activity
Source: RefSeq, a predicted model, not a curated record
GAAGUGGAUGUUUCCUGCGUUCACACUUUUUCCGCGUUUUCAACGUCGGGUAUUCUGUGCUUCUGUCUCCGGCCCGCUGCUUCUUUUUCUAAUUUUGCGCAGUGAAGCACAGCUGUACAGCGCUAGAAACUGCACAACCAAACGCUAAAGAGCUGUGCAUACUUUUCUAUGCUCCCGCAUGCAACGAGUGCUGCAGGGCGUACAGGAGGCAGCUAACUGCGUACUACGUCGAGUUUGGCUGUCGUCGAUGUCCCUUGAACGCGGGGACAUUCCUCGAAAAUAAGGGACCCUCCCCGCGCAGCGAUGAAGGGAAAAGGCAAAGGAUCCGGUUCGGAAGAGUGCCCGCUCCAGUUCCCAGACGUGAGCCCGUUGGAUCACUCGCAGGAGUGUCCCCGGUACGCAGCCAUAGCGCAGGGCGAUUCGGCGAUCGUACUGGAAGACCUCGAGCCGCUUCAACUCGAGCUCGAAACCCUCUUGGUGUCGGUGUGUGAGCGGAGGCGUCGACUGACGCACGAAACACAGUUGCUGGUUUCCUGGCAGGAGAAGAAGCUUCCCCUUGGACCCCCGUCCACACCUGGCAAGCGAAGUCGGGCAUCGCCGGACGGCAAACCCACCAAGAAGUUCAGAGACGGUGGGAAGGUGUUUACAGGAGGGCGUCCUCCCCGAAAGCAAGUAGGCUCUUCUGCUUCUACACUAGCGACCGGUGGUAGCCAGGAAGACGGGCCAUCGGCGGCUGCAGCGGCAGCCACACGCAACGACGCGCCCAACCGCUUCUGGGCUUCGUUGGAGCCUUACUGCGCUCAGAUCACGAGCGAUGAUAUCAGGGCCUUGGAGGACCUGAUCCGCGGGCGCGAAGACGAUGCAGAAUAUCAGCGUGUGCCCAUGCUCGGGCGGCACUAUGCGCAGCGAUGGGCUCAGGAAGAUCUUCUCGAGGAGCAAGGUCAAGGAGCCAAGGCUGGUGGAAGGUCUCCCCACCGUGCAGGCUGCGAGCUGACGGAGAAGGUGGUUCGUGGCGGCGCCGUGGCCAAGGAUUCGCUGGAGCCGAGCCCGUUGGGGAGCCUGACGCAGCGUCUGGUGUCGUGCCUGAUGGAAGAGAACCUCAUGUGCUCGGUGGAAGAGGCGGACGUUGGGGGAUCAGCGCCGCUCGUUCCCGCUCCCGGCCUGGCACAGCUAGAGCGGAGGGUGCGCAGAGAGCUGCGCGAGCAGGGCCUGCUCGCUGACACCGAUUCCCCAGACGACCAGGUUCUGGCUGAACUGCGUCGCUGCCAGGCCGAACUGCGCAGCGUGAGCGCACGCAACGGGUCCCAGCUGAACACCUUGCUGCGACGAGCCAGGGACAGCCUGGCACAGCAGGAAGUCGCCCGUAAGCUGCGCGCCGCCGACAACGAACUUCUGGAUGCGUUCCGGCGUCUGGCAGCCGCACGUCAGCGCAAGAAGAGCCCGUCCAAGAAGGACCGAGAGCUAGCUGCCAAGGCGCUGCGCGAUCGGCAGGCUCUGGCACGUCAGGCCGACCGCCUCCUGGCAAACUCGACCGCCCAGCGCUGAAGACGUCUCGACACAUUGCGGCGCGAAUGAGGACGCCGGUCGUGCUCAAAGCUGGAUGGGUUCGGUCUCGGAGACAGAUGCUACUGUGGGCAAGUGAGAGACCUUCCAUAGCUGUUAGUUUGUGCUCAAGAGUUCUAUCUCAGUUCCCACGAAGAAGAACGGCGUCGCAGCAUCGUGAUGAUUCAACGCUACUUGCUCGUGCCUUAAGCCAGUAGACCGAUCUUGCUAACUGUCAGGUGCAUGCGUGACGCCGCCGUAACCUUAGUUCUCAGGAGCCAGGCGGCAGUGUCCGACACAGCUCGUGCCGUCUCCUGUUCUGCACGUGCAAAGCAGCAACAAGGUACUUUGCAUGUGGAGAAAGGCUAAAAUGUCCUUGGUGCAUUGCAGCAGCGGCAAUGUAGCCAAACUGGCUGGUGAGAUUGGUCUAUUCUCUUGAGGUGUUUAGGGGUAAAGGUAUGUGGUGUUGAAUACUAUGUAUAGCAUUGGAGGCAUCUAGUGCUGCGGGCAGCUCAGAACUAAGAUGCAUGGAGCUGGAUUUGGAGAGUGCUGAAUAUGUGCGAGUGUAUAAAAUAUGUCUUGCUGAGGUCCAAAAAUGACCUACCUUGAAAUGCUGGGCAAGUGCCCACUCAAAAUUUGGUUAUAAUCGCAAAACAUUGGGGGAUGGGCGCUUGUUUGGGCGUCAGUUUUACAUAUAAAUGUACUGUGCAUACUUUCUCAGAUCUUACAAAUUUGGGAAUGGGCACUUAGUCUGGAAUGGGCAGAUGUGCGGUAUUCUAUGAUAUGACUGGAGAUAUCUGGUAUCUCGUGUCCAAGCUGUAGUUGGGCGCCAGGUAUGUUUUAUUCUUUGGCACUGAAGGUUGCUCAUAACUAGAGACGCAUGAUUCUGAAUAUUUUUAAUGUUUUAGACAAUGUUCUGAAGACAUCCAAAGCAAACGAUUUCUCACUCAUGGCAUUGGAUGUGUCUGAUGCUGGCACUCUGGAGUUCUAAAAACUGCUGAAGAUAUCCGACGACUCAAGAUAUGCGCCAUCGGGUGUUUCACUUUUGAAGGUGUACAGUUCAAAGAAAGGCUGAAAAUUGAGGACACUAUGAAAAUUCAUUUGCAGUGCCACAACAUGAAUUAGUAAAACAGUUUCAGAGUGGGGUAUUAUCAGAGACACAAGAACGUGUCAAUCCGUUCGUCUCUCUUGUUGGUACCACCUGGGGGUUUUAAGGAAAACCUUUAUACACGACACGUGCCUCUUCAACAUGGCGACAUUCCACCUGUGAACAACAGAAAACAGUUUUUUUGUGUUUUUUUUUGUCUGUGACUGCACAAACAUGUUGCUGGAAGUCUGUGGUAAUGAAUAUGUUUUAUGUUGAAAUAAUUAAUGAAGAUGUCCAUGGCUGAUUGUUUGUUUUUUGCAAAAAUGUGCAGUGUACACUUUCACAUUGUAUAGAGUACACCUAACUUGGAGAUGUGCAGGGCUGAUGUUUGAUAGUGAAAGUGGCGAAUGAUCGGUAGCAGCCUUGUUGAUGCAUGUGUCCGUGGGCAUGUUUUAGCGGAGAGCGUGCUUGGUGCUACCUACUUUCAGUAUUGACGGCAUUCAAUGGUGAACGCACAUGGUGCUGGGUCUGUAAAAGAUGUGGUCACUGCAUUGGCUUUCGGAAAAAUCUGUUGUAAGGUCACUGACUCAGGAUGAGCCGCUUAUUUUUUUUUUUUGUGUGUGUGUGUUUUUUGUGGUUUUGCUGUUCUGUAGCAUGGGUGUUUGCACAUUAUGCUGAAGGUUGAAAUUCUUGAAGAUUUCAUGUGUUCAGUGUCUGAGCACUGUGAAGGCAUCUUUUAAUUAGAAUAGCAUGUUUAUUUUUACACAAUAUUUGCUAUGUUCUCAGGACUUGGUAUAAGCUUCUUAAAAAAAAAAGGAGGGAGGUUUCCUUUUUUUUUUUUUUUAGUCUUGUUUUAUUGGUAAUUUUAUUUCUGCUCACAUCCCAAUAAAUUAAGAACUCUCAUUUUCUUUUUAUUUUCCUUUUGUUCAAGCACCACCAUUUUGUGUAAAUAUCUCGUACGAUCAUCUUUUCAUUGUGUCCUCUUUGCCGGUUUCAAUAAAUACGGACAAGAAAUCUCCGUUGUGACCUGAAUAGUUCACAUUUCCUUGCAUCUUCAAAUACGGUUUGCCUUGGUGCAUCAACCGUCCACUUUGUAAAGUACUAGGUCUCCCCCCCCCCCCCCCCCCCCAAAAAAAAAAAAAAAAAGAAA